Molecule: messenger RNA, 2416 nt
Organism: Acanthoscelides obtectus
Lineage: Eukaryota; Metazoa; Arthropoda; Insecta; Coleoptera; Chrysomelidae
Source: the annotation of a GenBank genome assembly
UUUUAAACUAAGAUGAAUGAUCACUGUCACGUUUUGUGAGCACAACGAGAAAAUUCUUUCACUUUUCAGACGAAGAAAACGAAAAUUGCCGCGAAAAUGAUCGUUUAUCCAAACCAUUAUCAUUAUAAACAACAUAACAAGGUCAACAUCUAGAGCGUUACUGACGACGUUUCUGGCUCUAGUAACUCCGAUAAUUUUUGUCUAACGAGACAAGAUCAAGAUUUCCAUUCCCGGAGAGUCAAUUGUCGUUUUCUUACAAGUUGUCUGUAUCAUUGUUGGAAAUGCACUGCAAAUUGUUUUUUAUUUUGUCCCUUAGAAUGGUGGUGUUUUGUGAACGAUUUUAUAGUGUUGCCGAGGAAGACAGUGACGAAGAGGGAUAUGUUGAGAUUGAGGAUAGAUCGGUCCAGGCCCAUCCAGAAAUAUACGACGUCAGCAGAGAGCCUAGAUUUAUCCCAGAAGAUAAAGUUUCUUCAGAAAGUCUCGAACAAGGAGCCAGUUUAGAUCGGAUAGAUUUUCAUUAUCCCCAAGUUGAAUUCUUAACAAAAAACGAUUACUUAGAGUCAGAGUACGGUAAAAUUGUAACGCCACAGAAAGACGAACUUGUAUUGGUCCAAAGCCAAAUUAUAGAGCCUCCUGGGGAAGAAGGCUACUAUGGGAAUACAAUUCCAAAACGUAAAUAUGACAAAGUGAACAAAACGCAUUGGUACUACUAUCCAACACAAUUGUCGUAUGUUCAAACGUCUUCCAAGCCUUCUAAGUACGAAGAACUAGAAGUUAUAACAGUAACUCCUGAGAACAACAGCUUAGAGGGUACCAAAAGAAGAAUUGGCGCACUACUGAAGCGAUAUCUUGUGAAACUGUAUAAGAAAAAGUACAACAGUACUAUUGAUACAAGCCCCAGUCCUACCUUAGCGUCACCAAAGCUUGGUCAAGCAGCAGAACCUUCCAUCGAUCCUCCAAAGACAAAAUACAUCGAUGGUAGCUUGUGGAACUUCAAGAAUAAGACUCUGACGAAAAUAAAGAAAAUAUUCAGCUUGUUCACCAUAGUGAAGUUUAACAAUACGCAGUGUAAUGUGACAUACAAUGGCUACUCGUACUUGGGAGUUUGCUAUACUGCUGGUGAAUGUCAAAGGCUUGGAGGAACUUCUGUGGGAACCUGUGCAGCUGGGUAUGGUGUAUGUUGCAUCUUUAGGGGAAGCUGUGGCGGUUCGGCAUCACAAAACUGUAGUUACUUCGAGAGCCCCAAUUACCCAGAUUACUAUCCUUCUGGCAACAUGGUGAUUAUUCCAACAACUCAGCCUCCACCUGCAACAACUUCUAAUCCAUCGCCAACUCCAGACCCCAGGCUCACUUGGCCAUUCUCCAAAAACGGCUACAAAUACGGUAUAGAGGAAAGGCAGGGCAGCAACGUCUUGUCUUGCACGUUCAACGUCUACAAAUCCAAUCCAAGCGUCAACAGAAUGCGAAUUGACUUCGUAGAUCUGGAGUUAGCAGGUCCAAUUAACGGUACAUGCACUGUGGAAAGAUUAGUGAUCAUGGGUCAAGAUGGAAACGAUGUUAUUCCAGAUAUUUGUGGGUACAAUACUGGACAACACAUAUAUGUGGACGUUUCUACCCUUACUGGCCCUCUCCAGAUCUCCGUGUUGUCCACAAUGUCUUACAGAAAACGUUUUCGGUUACAAAUAUGCCAGUUCAAGAACUCGUGUAUGGAACCAGCUAAUAAUUGCUUGCAAUAUUACACGGGAGUAAACGGAGUAAUAUCAACUUUCAACUAUGACCAAGCAGCUAUGUUUAACCGAAGCCGCCCUGGAUACAUUAAUAAUCUAAACUACGCUAUCUGUAUCAGAAGAGAAGCUGGAUAUUGUACAAUAACAUACACUAAUGUCGUUAAUGGAAUGGAGUAUCCGUUUCAGUUAGUUAACUUCAAUGCAAUGGGGAUGAGGACAGUUCCGAUUGGACAAGCAGGUGCUGGAGCUAUGGAUUGUCCAAAUGAUUAUAUUGUUAUAGAUGGCAUCAGAUUAUGUGGUGAUAAAUUCAACGAUGGGACAAUACAGAUGAAUGCUUCCCUAAAUGCACCUGUCACAGAUACCUCUGCUGGACCGAUCGUCAUUCCAGUGAGAACUGACUUCUCACGUACCGGUUUGGGAUUCAAAUUGUUCUAUAUGCAAAAUUUAUGUAGCACUAGUAGAUUCUAUUAGUGUUAAUUCCGCCAUCUUUAAAAAAUAUUUAUAUAAUUUAUUUGAUUAAUUUAUUACUCCGAACUCUUAGAGAUUUAUAAUUUAGUCUUAUUUAAAUAUUAAGAAUUAAUCGACCUAUAUCAUAUUUGGAAUAAAUUUAUACGAAUUAAUUCACUAUGUAAAGGCAGCGUUGAUGCUAGUACAUCUAAAACCUGUUUUUGUUUUCAAUAAAUAUCUAC